CUAGAGUAUAUUGUGCCUGCUGGGUGUGUUUAGCCAGGGAGCCUCCAGCAAUACAAUAAUUAGUGAGUGACUGGAACUUUGUUGUGCAGGGAUGUUUGUGGCACCAUAGAAACAACUGCUGGUGAUUCCCUGGGUCUGUGUUCCUGUAGACUUGGUAUUUCUCUGCCUUCCAGAGUCCCACCAGGAUACGAGACUGGCACUAUGCCAGAGAAAAAAAAAGACAAGAAAAAAGGCAAAAAAGAACCUAAACCGAUAGACACAUCUUUACUAAAGAGAUUCCUGAAGACUUAUGAGAAUCACUGUGCAGAGAGCCAGUCCUUAACCAGCCCCACCAUCACACAGGCCCUAAAAAAAUGCAUCCAAAAUGGAACACGCUACGUGAAGGUCCUACUUUCAUGUCCUGAAAAGCUCUCUGGAGAUUCCCAUAGGGUUUUUCUAAAGCCAUUGCUGAUGACAAUCCGAGAUGUUCGGUAUAUGGUGGCAACUGACCUCUGUGUGUGGGGCAUCUCUCUCAGCAACCAGGAUGUUGCCAGUCUAGCCAUUUUAAUUGAGCUGAGUGGCAGAACAUCCUAUCCAUUUUUCAGGCUGGAUUUAAUAAAUUGCAGCAUUGAUUCCUGGUCAAUUUUAAGGCUAGGGAGGGCAAUCAGAUACAGCAAUUUAACAACUGUGUCCCUGGAUUAUAAUGAGUUCCAAAAUGAUGGUGUCCAAGGUCUUGUUCGGGGUCUUGAAGCAAACAAGAAGCUGAUCUCAUUGAGUCUGUGUUACUGUAACCUGGGACCAGAGAGUGGUGCCGUGCUGGGCAAAGUCUUGGCAGAAACAGCCAUCAGUGAAUUAUAUCUCAAUGGAAACCAUUUGCAGUGCUCUGGUGCAGUUGCUCUCAUAACCACUAUAGCAGAACACUGUCAGGGAUUAGCUACCGACGAGUUGCCUGAGGUGCCCACAAGCCUGGCCCAUCAGUUCUUGGAAGCACAUGACAGUGUCGGUGUCCACACGGUAAUAUCAGAGCAGCUGGGUAACAUAGGGCAACAUGGAGAUGUAGCAGAGAAAACUAUUGCCAAAAGAAAAAUCAAAAGAAAAGGAUCCAAGAAAAAAUCUAAAGGUCUGGUGGUGCCUGGGCCGUGGGUGAGCAAAUUACAUCUGGCUGAUAAUGGGAUUGAUGCAAUGGGAAACGAAGGCAAGAUCGGGGUGCUGGAAUUCUCCCAGUUACUGAGCUGUCUUAUCCGCUACUCUAAACAACUCUCAGAACUCAACAUAGAUGACAACUGCCUGGGAGAAUUGGCUGCCAAUGAUAUCCUAGAAGCCAUAGUUGACAGGAAUAAAGCUAAACUGCCACGUCUGAAAAUGAAUGUUACAGCUCAGAUUCCCUCUGAUACCUUCAAAGCAAUUCAUAAAACCAGCGGGAAGCUAAAGCUUUCAAAAAAGAAAAGGAAAAAGAAGAGAAAAUGAAUGAACGAUCACAUUGCAGCACUGAAUAUAUCUGGCAAAGAAGAAAAGAAAGAAUGUUCUUUUAAUGGAAAUGCUUUUUGACAUGUAUUCACUUAACUGUGUAUAAUUAUAAGCUUAGCAGACUUUUAUAAGUCCCCCUUCUGCUCAUCUUUCCUCCUGCCCCUUCUUCCCACAACUAUUUUUCAAAUCUCACAUCCUCCUCAUAUUCUCCUUAUAUUCUCCUCAUAUUCUACCCACUUUUGCUUCACACCUGACCCCUGCUCAUGAUCCCUUUCUUUAAUAUCUCGCUUUCACCCUCAUAUUCACCCAAAUUCACCUCCCCCUCAUUUCCACCCUACAUUACAUCGUCCUUCAAUUCUCCCCACAUCCUCAAGUAUCCCCCGCCCUAUCACUCGCAUCAUUUGUAUGGGGUCUAUGUAUAUAUGGUCACACACUAUACAGAAGUCACAACACUUCUCCACAUCUUUUCCUUACCAAAACAUAUUGUCUAUAUUGAUUCCUUAUAAUGUUUCCCUAGUUCCAUAUUGUGUCUUCUCUAUAUCAAAUUGAACUGUUUCCUCCUGUUUCUCAUAAAAUGCCCUUCAUAUAAUUAUAUCAGAUUUUCAGCUAUUUCUGUCCUUUAUCUGCAUAUUCCCUGCACCAUUACUCUUCAGUAUCUUAUCUUUCUCCUUUUCUUAUCAUCUCCCACCCAUCCCUUGACAUGUUUCUUGACAUCACCCAUCAUUCUCCUUGGCACUGCACCUUUUCAUAGAUUCUGCUUCCCCUAAGGGUCAGGGCACACUCUCAGAUUCGGGGAGAUUUAUUGCUUGGCGACAAAUCUCCUCGUUUU
Messenger RNA from Xenopus laevis (African clawed frog), 2275 nucleotides. RefSeq lists its product as uncharacterized. NCBI's taxonomy places the organism in Eukaryota, Metazoa, Chordata, Amphibia, Anura, Pipidae. The coding region runs from base 202 to 1446 and encodes 414 amino acids. The transcript is spliced from 11 exons. The record is from RefSeq and is a predicted model, not a curated record.